Oryza brachyantha (malo sina) is the source of this 1666-nucleotide messenger RNA. RefSeq names its product peptide chain release factor PrfB3, chloroplastic. Bases 1 to 1443 code for a protein of 480 amino acids. Lineage: Eukaryota; Viridiplantae; Streptophyta; Magnoliopsida; Poales; Poaceae. The transcript is spliced from 7 exons. The record is from RefSeq and is a predicted model, not a curated record. Gene Ontology annotation, molecular function: translation release factor activity. Gene Ontology annotation, biological process: translational termination.
AUGGGAUACAGGCCAGGCCUUGUGCUUUUAUCUAGUUCAAGCACCUCUCCUACCCACUGGCCGGCGCUGUACAAUCGAAAGCCCCACGAGUCGUUGGCGCGCGGUGAUUGGGCGGCGGAUGAGGCGCGUGUGAGCCACACCGCGCCACCCAGCCUCCGCCGCCGCUCUUUAACCGGCCGGCCCGAGUCGCCGACGCCGCGCGCCCCUCCUCUCUCGCCAUCCAUGCCGGCCACGGCGGCGCGCUCCGUGCGGGCCGCGGCGUCCUCGGCCCGCUGCCGCUCCCGAUCCGGCGCCGGCCCAGUCGCCGCCCUCCCGUCUGACGGCCGUGGCGGCGACGGCGCCUACAAGGAGCUCGGUCUGUACUCCUUGAAAAAGAGGAUUGAAGAUGCAGUUGUCCGGGUCGAAACGACUACAUCCAGUGCAUUGGAGAUGGAGGAAGCAAGGAGAAUUAGACAGGAAGAAGUGUUGAGGGGGCGCAAUUUGUGGGACAAUCCAGCUAAGUCACAUGAGACACUUUCUGCUCUGGCUGAUGCUAUCAGAGUAGUCGAUCAUCUCAAAGACCUUCGGUAUAAGGCUGAAGAAGCUAAGUUGAUCAGUCAACUAGCGGAGAUGGAUGUCAUCAAUGUCGAGUUAUUUAAGCAAGCAUACGAGACUUCUGUGGAUGCCAGUGAGUAUCUUGAUCGCUAUCAGAUGUACAAGCUUCUUAAGGGUCCAUAUGUCAAGGAAGGAGCCUGCAUCAUCGUCAGUGCUGGAUCAGAGGAUGUUGCUUCUGAGCUAUGGGCAGAGAAGAUAUUUUGCAUGUAUUCAAGUUGGGCACGGAAACAAGGUUGCAAGGAUGGACUGGUUGAGAGGAUUGCAUCAACAAGUGGUCGAGUGUGGACUGCAGCCAUGGAAAUUGAAUCAGAGUACAUGUUUGGCACCCUUUAUGGAGAAAAAGGAACUCACAGAAUGAUCUAUCCUUCUGUCAAUAAUUCUGGCACUUAUGAGGAAACGUCAGCUAGAGUCGAUAUAAUUCCUCUCUUCUUAGAUAGACCAGCUAAUCUUCACUUGGAUGACAAUGAUCUGGAGAUUUCUCCUUCCCCCAGUGACCAUAAGAGGCAGGAUCACAGAAAUUCAGCCGUUAGGAUUCAACACAUACCAACUGGAGUUACUGCUGAAAGCUCAGGUGAGCGAAGCUCCUUCGCAAACAAGUUGAAAGCUAUAAGCAGGCUCAAAGCGAAGCUCCUUGUUAUAUCAAGAGAAUUAAGAGUGUCUGACGUGAAGAUGAUCAAGAGGCAGAUGGUGGAGGAUUUGUACAGGCGAGAGACAAGAAGAUACAAGUUUGGGCCUCAGAAAUUGGUUCAUGAUCUCAACACAGGCCUGCAGCUAUCAGAGCUGAACUCUGUCCUGGAAGGUGACAUUGAUCCUUUCAUCAGAGGUCGCAUUACGUCAAGACUUGGAUGAUACACCAAGAUCAUAAGAUGCCAACAUCUGAUCCAUUUUGUUCAUCACUUCCAACUCUAAAAAUAUCCCUUAUAUUUUUCUGAUACAUACCACACCACACCAAAAGGAUAAAUUCUGUAACAAACAUGGGCCACAUCCCAAGCCUUAAAAGGCUAUAAAUAUUCUUGGUAUAUAAGAGAGCAAUUUCAUGAUUCAUCAUACAUGAUGUGAUAAAGGCCGUGUU